AUGUCGAACACAAAAUCUCGUUUUAAAUACCGCAUGAUCACUCUAGUCUUAGUGGUGAUCUUUUACACUUCCAAAGCCGCUAUUCUCUAUACUCGCCAUCAAAAUAAUGAUAACACUCAAUCCGAAGCACCAAUUGAUCGACACCUUCUAGUCAUGAAUCCAUUUACCAAUUCCCGAUUCAAUUGCACUCCUAUAGCCUUAGAAAAUUUCCCUCGUGAUCAGUUUACUCAAAAGCAACGGCGAUCUGGCCUGGUGAUAUUUCACAUUUUUGCUGCAGCUUACAUGUUUUUAGCCCUUGCUAUUGUGUGUGAUGAAUACUUUAUCCCUUGUCUUGAAGUGAUCUGUGAUACUUUACGUCUUCAACCUGAUGUGGCUGGUGCGACUUUUAUGGCCGCUGGCAGUUCGGCACCUGAGUUGGCAACAACUUUAGUUGGAGUUCUAAUUGCAAGA
Messenger RNA from Rodentolepis nana, 450 nucleotides. The record is from the annotation of a GenBank genome assembly. NCBI's taxonomy places the organism in Eukaryota, Metazoa, Platyhelminthes, Cestoda, Cyclophyllidea, Hymenolepididae.